AUGGAAGUCAUAAAAAAGGGAAUGGAGAUGGAGAUGCAAAGCAAAGCAUUUGUAAUGUACCUGAGACUCAAAAAGAUGCCGCAAGGCGCUAUUAUAGAAGAUGAGAUGCAGGCAUAUUUUACAAAGAAAUUGCAUAGCGAAAUAGAAGAAGUGGUCACACUGCUUGGAAUCAUAGAGAUACUCAGAAUAAGUGCGCCGAAGUGUUUUCUAAGCAAAGAUGAAAUAAACAGAUUCUUCAGCCUGCUGAUAAAGGCUCUUCCUAGUGAAAAGAUAAAUUUAGAGAAUUUUAUUGAAUACAGAAUGUCGAGUCUACUGGCGGACAAAGGGAUGAUUAUGAAACUUGUUAGACUGAUAGGAUGUGUUUCUGGGGCGGCGAAGCAGUACUUGAAGGAGAUGAUUGCUGUGUUAAUAGAGGAAAGGCCUGAGCACGUAGUAAAGGAAAUGAUCAAAAUACUACUUGUGCAUAUUCCGAAAGAUACAGAGAUAAAUAGUGUAAUUGAAGCGACUAAAGAAAUAUCAAUGCCUAUUGUUGAAGUAUUGAUGGAGGGAUUUGAUGAUAAGAGAUAUGUUGAUGUAUACUCGAACCUUUCAUUAAGUAGAAGCCUGUGCAUACGAAAUAUAAGAGGAUGCAACAAAGUUAAAUACUUGAAGUCAGCAGUAUGUGCACAGAAUUUUGAAAAGCUGUUCAGUAUUUAUGGCGCUGACAGAAACAAAGAAGUAAUUAUGUUGCUUGCCGAGAACUGCAGCAGCAAUAACAGAGAUGCAUUCAAUAGAAUGAUAAGUAGUACUGAUGAAAAUAUAAGAAUCAAAUUAUUGGAAAGGAUAAAGUUUGAUGAUAUUGUUUUGAAUGGGUUGGAUGUGUAUGAACGAGCUCUUGAUUUGAGUGAUUGUGUUAGGAACCGAGUGUUUGAGAUAUUCGGUGAAGGUGUUUCCAAGUACAAGGAGUGUUUGAUGAGUUCUAUUUGUGGUUGCAAGCGGAAGCCUGAGUGGGAAGAGAUUGACGGAGGCUCAAGAUGCCUAUUGAGAUUUGUGGAGUUUAUACUGAAAGGAAUGUUUACAAGAAGAAAGCAGGAGUAUGUUGAUGUAAUGAUCAGAGCAGAAUUGCCAUGGAAGUUUUAUUUCCAGCUGUGUGCUUUCAAGGGAUUGUAUGAAUUUCUUGAAUUAACAAGCGGAAAGCUCAAGACCAGUGUUGAUGAGUUUCCAAUGAAUACAGAAGAAAGAAGGUUUUACAUCAAGUAUUUCUUUUGUGGAUCAGUGCCUGAAUGUGAGAUCAUAAGGCUAAUAGAGGAGGAUUGCCUGUCUGCAUUAGAAUACUUGAAGGGCAAAAACAUACAUGAAUAUGCAGAUACUUUGAUAUCAAAGGUAAUUACAUAUAGAAACAGGAACAACGAUGUAGUUGCAAUGAUAGAAGAUUUAAAACCAUUUCUUUAUGAGAAGCAGUGGCCUUCAGCACCAAAGUCGGAUGCAGAGCUUCUGGUGUAUGCACACUCAACACAUUCUACUCAGUACAUUAGCGAUGUUCUGCAGCAAGAGCUUUCCUUUGCGAUGUUGUACUUCCUGUCUUGCAUGAAGUUACCUAUUGAUGUUCUUGGGCCACUGGUAUUAAGAUAUAAAGGUAGUUGUGAGGAACAUGUGGAAAUACAAUUAGCAUAUGGCGACAGAAGGAUGUUAAAAGGGCACAUGGGAUACUUCAUGAAUGCAAGGCUAAAUGAGAAUCUGAAAAGAAGGUUGUUGAGCAGCAGAAGCUUUGUUGGGUCUAUGAUAUAUUUUGCAAAUACAGGGCAAGUUGCAAUAACGAACAUUGAGUUUUUUGUCUGGUCUGUUUAUUUUAUUUGCAUAGAUGGCAAUAAUUUAUCAAAAGUUAAGGAAGUAUAUGAAACUUAUGCUAUGAAAGUAGAUAGGGAAACAUUCAAUAAAUUCUACACCAUAUGCUCAAAGCUAAAGAGCAUGUCACCGCGGUGUAUUGAGAAUGGGUAUACGAUAAAUGAAGCGUCUGCAAGUAAUAGUCAGAAAUUGUUACAAUUCAUAUGUAAUGCAAUAAUGUCUAUUAGAGAAGGUGAAAUUGUUGAUGUAAAUGCUGAUUUGCAUAUGUUCUGUGAAUAUCCGGGAUUUGCAUAG
Molecule: messenger RNA, 2118 nt
Organism: Ordospora pajunii
Lineage: Eukaryota; Fungi; Microsporidia; Ordosporidae
Exons: 1
Coding region: 1-2118 (705 amino acids)
Source: RefSeq, a predicted model, not a curated record